Lucilia sericata (common green bottle fly) is the source of this 1335-nucleotide messenger RNA. RefSeq lists its product as uncharacterized. The record is from RefSeq and is a predicted model, not a curated record. Lineage: Eukaryota; Metazoa; Arthropoda; Insecta; Diptera; Calliphoridae. The annotation marks the transcript as partial. The transcript is spliced from 5 exons.
UGAAAAUUGUUUAUAAAUACCGUUAUGACAAAAUGUUUAUAAAAAAGUGAUAAAUUAUUGGUUUAAAAAAGUGUUUUAAAAUUUGCCAAAAAUUCAAUGCAAUUUUGUUAAGCCGAGCGCCGUUCGGUGGUUUUCUUUAUGAUUUUCGUUGUAUAAUAUUAAACAAAUGGUAAUUUAUAUAGAUUAAAAUUUUGUUUUUAUUUUUUUCCAUAUAAAAACGCCAAAGACGUUUUAAUUUCUUUGUAUGCGUACAUUCGUAAUUGUGUGUGAGUGUGUGUGUUUGUGAGUGUCAAGCUUUGAAAGCCUUAUAAAGCGAAUCCCGGUUGAUUGCGCUUAAUUUUAAAAAAUUUUUUAUAAUUUACUAAACGUCAACUAAAACUUCAAUAACGGAGCAACGAAAACUUUCGAAAAAACCCAACAAAAUGAGUAUCAUAGAUAGUGGCAAAUAUCGUUUGAGAAAGGAUUGGGCCAGUGCCUCUAUACCAUCAUUGGUCGAUAUCGAUGAACAUGCCGAUGAUGAUGAAUCGGAGAAUAUAACAGAGAAUGUAAAUGCCAAGUUGCCACCACAAAAACCACCGCGCCGCAGUUCAUUGGCCUUGAGUUUGUUCUCCAGCAAAUCGGAUAAGAGUCAAAAGAGACGCAGUUCCAUAGCAACGGCUUUUCUAAGACGUGAUAGCAAUAAGCAUUCAGCCAAAGAUUCCUAUGAGUCCGCUGUUAAACAUGAGAAAAGUGAUGCCUCUAAUACAACCAAUUCACCGGAUGUUGUUUAUAGUUCCGAAGAGAAUAUACGCGCCUCAUCGCCCAAUGAACCCGGCAAAGUGUCGUAUUUCGAUGAUGGCACCAAUAUACGUUGUGUCGUUAAGGGCAUAGGCAUCUCGAGUCCCUAUGAUACGCCCAACGAUAAAGAACGUAAUCGUCGUAGACGUAGUUCAUUGCAAACGAAAUUAGAUAGACGUCGUCGUAAGAAUUUCGAAGUUAGUUUCUCCACUCUCGAACAGAGUAAUUCACAAAGCGAUUUGACCAAUGAUAGUACAACAGGCAUCGGCUCAUCCGUCGAUAUAACCGAUGAAGAUGUUGAUCCCAAUCAUACCGCCUAUUUUCCCCGACAAAAACGCCAUUCGUGGUGGAAUAUAUUUGUGCCAGAUAAUAUUAAAAACAGGUCACGUAGGGCUAGUCAAGAUGCAUCGCUUAUGUCACGCAGUUUUGAUAAUUUAUCAAUACCAGUACGCAGGAGUAAAUCGCGCAGUGUUGAUCAUGGCCUUGCGGCACCUUUCGAUUUGGAUUCAUUGCGUUCCAAAGUCGAAGGACGUUUUGAAAGUGUUGACAGAUUAUCAA